UACGUGGAAUGAACGAAUAAAAAUAAUAGACGAAAAGAAACGAAAACUGACAUUUUCUUGCAUUCACAACUUUCGUUUCAAAUCAUUUGUGUUUUGUACGUGUAGCAAUAUUGAAAUCAUAGAAAAACAAAACAAUGCCUGCACCAGCUAGUUCAACCUCAGUGGGCAGUGGCACCCGCUCGCCCAGCAAAUUGUCAGCACCACGUAGCGCUGGUGCUGGAGGCAGCAAUUUAAAACAACGUAAAACCACCAGCAGCACCACUGCUGCACGUAGCCGUACUACCGGUGGCGCUGGCACUGGUGGCAUGUGGCGUUUCUAUACCGAUGAUUCUCCCGGCAUCAAAGUAGGUCCUGUCCCCGUUUUGGUAAUGUCUCUUUUGUUCAUUGCCUCCGUUUUUAUGUUGCAUAUCUGGGGCAAAUACAACCGCUCUUAAAUGACGUACAUGAUGUGUGCAAUGAAAUUUUGUUACCUUCAACUCCGUAUGUGUGUUGAUAUUGUUGUCGUCUUUCGUGUAUCGAACGUAACCCAAUUUUAUUCUUCAUUCAUUCAACUUUGUCGACGUCAUCAUCAAUGGGUCGGUCGGUUUGUUCGUUAACGCUGUUAGAAAGUUAUGUUUCAUUGAUGUUUCAAUUGAAUUCUGCCUUUCUAGGCUGUGUAAUGUUACAACCUUCCAUAAUUUUUAGUUUAUUCCUAAAUGCAUAUUUUAAGUUAAUCAUUUUUUUUUUAUAUUUAUAUAAAUUAAAGAAAAUUUAUUGCUUUGUAUAAAGCAUUAGAA
Lucilia cuprina (Australian sheep blowfly) is the source of this 776-nucleotide messenger RNA. RefSeq names its product protein transport protein Sec61 subunit beta (gene Sec61beta). The transcript is spliced from 3 exons. The coding region runs from base 135 to 434 and encodes 99 amino acids. The record is from RefSeq and is a predicted model, not a curated record. NCBI's taxonomy places the organism in Eukaryota, Metazoa, Arthropoda, Insecta, Diptera, Calliphoridae. Gene Ontology annotation, cellular component: Sec61 translocon complex. Gene Ontology annotation, biological process: intracellular protein transport.